Melitaea cinxia (Glanville fritillary) is the source of this 648-nucleotide messenger RNA. RefSeq lists its product as uncharacterized. Lineage: Eukaryota; Metazoa; Arthropoda; Insecta; Lepidoptera; Nymphalidae. The transcript has 5 exons. The record is from RefSeq and is a predicted model, not a curated record. Bases 1 to 648 code for a protein of 215 amino acids.
AUGUCGUUUCUAACGGAAUAUUUCGAUGAGUAUCGCCAGCAUCCUAUUCGGAAAACUCAAAUAUGUCGUCCUGAGCACAGAUGGGCUAAAUUGGAAGGAAAAUGGUUGGACCCUAAAAUGGGAUCAGAAGAUAAAGCAUGGACGGAAGAAGAAAUACAACAGUUUAUAAAGCAAACUAUGAAGAGCUUACGUGGGCAGUCCACUUAUUUCAACGAUUACUGCGCACAUCUUUCACCCGAAUUCAAGACCAGACCAUUCAAACCUCGCGAGAAAAAGCGUCCAACGUGUAAGUCUGAAGUUGUGAUAGACGACACGCCGCCGCCACCAAGUCAGAAGCUGGCCAUCAAAGACACGGAGCUGAUGAAGGUGGCGCGGGAGUUGUACGAGCGAGAUAUGGACAAACCGACACUAGAACCUUUACCUACGCAUUUGAGGAUUCUCGGUUACGUACGACCAUGUCUUUACAAAACUGGCGUAAGCGAGUACCAGGAGAGCAUAGCUCGGUUGGCGUAUGAGAUGAUACGUGAUGAUCGUAUCCCUCGGUACUUCGCGCACAAUGGCUGCCGGCCGCGCUGGGGUCUUCCGCCCGAGGGUACCAGGCAACCAGAACUUGACGGAGCUCCAUAUGAUGGAGAGAGAUUGUACUAA